This is a messenger RNA of Gossypium raimondii (Peruvian cotton), 1417 nucleotides long. RefSeq names its product peroxidase 14. The record is from RefSeq and is a predicted model, not a curated record. Gene Ontology annotation, biological process: response to oxidative stress; hydrogen peroxide catabolic process. Gene Ontology annotation, molecular function: peroxidase activity; heme binding. NCBI's taxonomy places the organism in Eukaryota, Viridiplantae, Streptophyta, Magnoliopsida, Malvales, Malvaceae.
CUCUGCUUGGCUCUUGCAACCACCUCUUUUUCCUUAUCUCCCAAAUUUUAUGACAAUCUUUGUCCCCAAGCUUUGCCUGCCAUCAAGAGAAUCGUUGAGGCUGCUGUCCACCGGGAACCCCGGAUGGGAGCUUCUUUACUUCGUCCACGACUGCUUCGUUAAUGGUUGCGACGGUUCACUACUUUUGGAUUCUACGUCUGCUUUCGAAACCGAGAAAAAUGCUCGUGGUAAUUUCAAUUCUGUAAGAGGGUUUGAAGUUGUAGACCAAAUUAAGGCUGAAGUGGAUAGAGUAUGUGGACGCCCUGUGGUCUCUUGUGCUGAUAUCUUAGCAGUGGCUGCUCGAGAUUCAGUACUUGCGCUCGGAGGUCCCACAUGGAAGGUUCGUUUGGGUAGAAGAGACUCAACCACAGCUAGCAGGGCUUUAGCAGACAGUGUGCUUCCAUCAGCAUCAAUGGAUCUCCCCGCUUUGAUCAGCAACUUCAAGAACCAGGGCUUGAACACAAGAGAUCUCGUAGCUCUCUCCGGUGGCCACACCGUCGGAUUGUCACAAUGUGUUAUCUUUAGGAACAGGAUUUACAAUGCUACCAAUAUUGAUCCUACUUUUGCCAAAGAGCGUAGAGUAACUUGCCCACGAACCGGUGGAAACACUAAUCUCGCUCCUUUUGACCCAACACCUGCUCGAUUCGACACUGCAUACUUCAAGAACUUGGUGAAGGAAAGGGGGCUACUCACCUCUGAUCAAGCACUUUUCAGUGAUAUUGAAGUCGCAUAUAAAUGUCUUGAAGAGAGCUAUGGUACAAAACAGGAAGAUAUCAUCCUCUAUGGUCAAUCUGUUGGUAGUGGCCCCACUUUGGAUCUAGCCUCAUCGCCUCGGUUAAGAGUCGUUGUUUUGCACAUCCCAUACUUCGGUUUAAGAGUAAUGUAUCCUGUAAAGCAUACAUAUUGGUUUGACAUUUAUAAGAAUAUUGAUAAAAUUCCACUUGUCAAUUGUCCGGUUCUUAUCAUUCAUGGAACUCCGGAUGAAGUUGUUGAUUGCUCCCAUGGAAAGCAACGGGAACUAUGCAAAGAGAAGUAUGAACCUCUAUGGCUUAAAGGAGGAACCACUGUGAUUAGAGCGUUACCACAGUAUAUAAGACAUCUCAAGAAGUUCAUAUCAACUGUUGAGAAAUCUCCUUCUCAAAGGUGCAGUUCUAGGAGAAGCACUGACCAAUUUGAGCGAUCUCAUAAAAGUGUUGAUCAUUGGAUAGAAUACGAACAGGUGAUGAUACUACUUUCGUGUAAAGAAAAAAACUCCAUGCAAGUGUUUGACAUUUCAUGUUGUGAUGAACUAAAUCUGGUUUUGUUCUUUAUUAAUUCUUAUGGCGUCGAGGCUUUGUAUUUGGUUUUCCCAAUAUCUUUUGAUUAUACUAUGGCAUGA